GCCUGAACGGUUAACCGGCCUACUUCUCUCUCCUCCUGCGCUUCGCCGCUUUGGUCCCGCCGCUGCCAACCCUCGUCGUCGUCGUCGUCGUCGUCGUCGUCGCCGCCGUCGUCAUCGCCGUCGUAGUCGUCGUCGUCGUCGCGACGUCGUUGCACCACCGUCAUCGUCACCGCUGUGGGGCCUGCUCGAUUGGUGUUUCCCGACCCGCUCGUCGAUGUAAAAUCGCGAGAGGAACGCGAGACGAGAAAACGCCAGAGAGAGAGAGAGAGAGGGAGAGGACUCUCUCUCGCGCUCUCUUCCUUUCCGUCUCUUUUUUCUCUCUCUCUCUCUCUUUCUUUCUUUCUUUUUCCCCCCUCACCGUCCGCGAGCGGCUCGCAGCCUCCGCAGCAGUUCGCCGCUGCGGACAGCCGGCCUAAAAGAAGAAGAAGAAGAGGAUAGUUCGCGCUCGGGGGUGCUUUUUCCUCGCGCGCCAGUGGUGUUCGGGACUGUGACUCGAUCUCGCUCGUGAGUAAACGGGAGAGUUACGACACUCGCGGAGGAGAUCGCUCUCGCUCUCGCUUCCCUUCUCUCUCUUUCUCUCCACCUUCUCUCCCCCCUCUCUUUCUCUCUCUCUCUCUCUCUCUCUCCCCCUCGUCAACGCUGACGACGACGUUUCGCCAACGGACGACGACGAACGGACGCUACCCCGCUCCACCGCGGGAAGCCAGACGAACGAUGCUCCACGAACGAAGAAUGUAGACGGGACAAGGGGGAGGGCAAGCGGAUCUGCCUGUCGCGGAUUCGGAGAGGAGGACAUCGCCGCCGUCUGAAGUCUAAUCGCCUCGAGCCGCGUCGAGCACCUUCCUCGCGUCUUCCUCGCUGUAAGUAUUGGAAAAGAGAGGGAGGAAAAAGAUAAGGGCGGCACAAGCGCGGGGGAGCGAUCCGCGUGGCGAAGAGCGCGUAGGAGAGCCGGGCCGGAGGGUGCAAGUCGGAAGCCAGCGAAUUCGAUUUUCAGAGAUUUAUACCGACGAGACGUCGUGAUUUCGAGAAAAUGAGCCCUCCUCUAUCUUCGUGUAUCUGUUACACAGAAAAUAAUAGAGAAUAAUAGGGGAAAGAUAAUUCUUCGAUAGGCAAUUGAAAUAUAAUAUAUACUGCUUGCGUUUUCCACUUUUAGGACAUUAUUUGUCAUCGAUCGGUUUUUGGGUUCGCAGUUGAGUUUCUCGAAACGUCGAGGGGCCGAAUGAUUUUUAACUUAAAACCGAUUGAAGAAAAGUUGGUCUCGCAAAUUAAACUUUCGAUAAACAACCAAGGUUACAAGACUACUUUCUUCGGGCAAUUUCGGAUGAAGUUUCACAGAAUUUACCUAGAAACAUACGCGACGAAGCACUCUCGCUCUCGCGGAAGAAGACUCGAUUUCAAAUUGAUAGAAGAUUCGUCGCAAAAAAAAAGAACACGCGAGACAACUCGUAUAUGAAUACGGAGGCACGCGUUGUGAAACUUUUCGGAAUGCGGAUUCUGUGUCCGUUUUCCGCUACAAAACACAAUAGAAAUUCAGUAGAUACCCAAACGACUCCGAUCGCAAUCCGUUCCGAAAAGUUCCGUAACACGUGCGCGGAACGAAGAGGAGAUGAAACAAAUCUGACUGCGCGCCGCGAGCUGUGAAACACGUACAGCAGCAGCACGAGUCUGUCGGGCGAUGGGGUAAUUAACCACCGGGCAGAUAACCGCAGAGAGAUCUGUUCUCUCGGGCGCGGAGAGAAUUUUGCAUUAUCGUCGGGGCGCGGGUCGCGAAGAGCCGACACAUUCGGCUCGACGAGCGCCCGAUCCCCGCCCGAUCGAUCUACGCGUUUCCAACCGGCUGGCCUGUGUGGAUCACGUACCCUACCUAUACAUCGUACACGCGAUAACGUAUAACGCUGCCGCAGUGCCAGGGGAAGUAGCUAGUCGCUUCGUGGCUCUAAUGCGGCGUCGGGCCUCGCGCUGUCACUCCCGUAAACGCUCGCCCAGCAGCCCGUCGUCGUCGUCGUCGUCGUCGUCAUCGCUGUCAGUGCUUUCGCUCGGCGGGGCGCGUCUGGUCUCCGGCGUCGGGACCACGUCGUCAUUAUUGCGACGCGAUACCGCGAUAAUAGGCCCCUUCGCGAAUCCUUCGCGGGCGCGCGGUUCUAAUUGAAUAAGUAUUAUAAGUAUCGAUAAACGGGAGGACGCCGACGGUGAGGGAGAGGGAGAGAGUGUCGCGCGGCGAAUAUCCCCGUUGAAAAAUCCCGGUGAGUCUGAGAAGAAAGAGAGAGAGAGAGAGAGAGAGAGAGAGAGAGAUCCUAAUCCGCGAUUUUGUCAGCUCCGCUCCGCUCCCCUCGCGCCCUCCUCUCAUUUCAAUUUUCGUCGCCUCUCGCCUUCCCCGGGGGAGCCGCCCGGCUUCCGAAAUCGAAAUCAACCGGAACGUUUAAUACGCGCGUGUGCGAGUCGUGCCGUUUGAAUUAAGCGUUCGAUUGAUCGCAAUUAAUGUCGUUCGAUUGUGUUCGAGCUUGGCGUUUAAAUUGGAGCCGAUUACCGGCGCACUUGGGACCCGCUGAGAACCUUGGCGGCCUUGUUUCCGCCGCUGAUUCGCUCUCCAUUCCGACAUAGAGAAACUCGCGUAUCGCACGCGUGUGCCGCUCUCGCCACCGUGCAAUAAAUCCUAAUUUCGCGACGACGUUAAUCUCGUCCUCGUGCGUAAACUUCCGCGUGCGACGACGUUCCCGUGGAACGCGCCGCGCCGCUCCCGUGUGACCGAGCGUGCGUACGGCCGCGCACGGAACACGUAGAAGGAAGUUGCUAAUCAACGUAGACCUUCGUGUGGUAACUAGAGAAUACUAUCAUCCUACUAAUCCCUCCUCCUGCGCCCUAACGCGUGUGAGACGAGGAAAGGGAGAUAAAGAGAGAGAGAGAGAGAGAGAGAGACAGACGCCCGAGCAGGCACGAUGUCGAAAAAUCCAAGUUCCUGGCGGACCGGCCCCGGCAGACUGGAGGCCCUGUUGGUGCUGAGCCUGUUCCUGCUUCUCGUCCUGCAGCCGGAUCCCUGCCGCGGCUCGCCGUCCCACCGGAGCAGGCAUCACGAGCACGAGCUGCACGCCGCGCAGGAGCCGUCGUCGCACGAGGACGCCAGGAGUUCCAGGUCGAGCGAGGAGCUCCCGCGACCGGCCGCCCUCGUCGGCCACCCGGACGACCCGCUGGUGGUGCGCACCAGAAAGGGCAUGGUCCGCGGCAAGACCCUGGUCGCGACAACCGGCAAGAGCGUCGACGCCUGGUUCGGCAUACCCUACGCCCAGAAACCCAUCGGCCCGCUGAGGUUUCGCCACCCGCGGCCGGUAGAAAAGUGGUCGGGCGUGCUGAACGCGACCACCCUGCCGAACAGCUGCGUGCAGAUCUUGGACACGGUGUUCGGCGACUUCCCCGGCGCCACCAUGUGGAACCCGAACACACCGCUGAACGAGGACUGCCUGUACGUGAACGUGGUGGUGCCGCGGCCCAGGCCUAGGAACGCCGCUGUCAUGGUAUGGAUAUUCGGUGGCGGUUUCUACUCCGGCUCGGCCACCCUCGACGUGUACGACCAUAAGACCCUGGUGUCGGAGGAGAACGUGAUCCUGGUGUCGAUGCAGUACCGCGUGGCCAGCCUCGGCUUCCUGUACUUCGGCACGUCCGACGUGCCCGGUAACGCCGGUCUCUUCGACCAGAUGAUGGCCCUGCAGUGGGUGCGCGACAACAUCGCCGCGUUCGGCGGCAAUCCCGACAACGUGACGCUCUUCGGCGAGAGCGCGGGCGCCGUCUCCGUCUCCAUGCACCUCCUGUCUCCGCUGUCCAGGCACCUGUUCAACCAAGCCAUCAUGCAGUCGGGCUCGCCGACCGCGCCGUGGGCGAUAAUCUCGCGCGAAGAAUCGAUCGUGCGCGGCAUCCGGCUGGCCGAGGCGGUCGGCUGCCCGCACGAUCGCCACAAUCUUCGCGAGGUGAUCGACUGCCUGUUGACGAAGGACGCGGAGGAGCUGGUGAAGAACGAGUGGGGCACCCUCGGGAUCUGCGAGUUCCCGUUCGUGCCGGUGAUCGACGGCGCGUUCCUCGACGAGACGCCCCAGCGCUCGCUCGCCACGACGUCCUUCAAGAAGACCAACAUCCUAAUGGGCUCCAACACCGAGGAGGGCUUCUACUUCAUCAUCUACUACCUGACGGAGCUGUUCCGCAUCGACGGCGCCGAGGACGUGAAGGUGACGCGCGACCAGUUCAUCAGCGCCGUCUCCGAGCUGAAUCCCUACGUCAAUCAAAUUGGCCGUCACGCGAUCAUCUACGAGUACAGCGACUGGCUGCACCCGGACGAUCCGCACGCGAAUCGCAACGCCCUCGACAAGAUGGUCGGCGACUACCAGUUCACCUGCAACGUCAACGAAUUCGCCGGCCGUUACGCCGACACCGGCCACACUGUCUACAUGUACUACUACAAGCAUAGAUCCAAGAACAAUCCGUGGCCACGGUGGACCGGAGUCAUGCACGCCGACGAGAUAAGCUACGUCUUCGGGGAACCGCUGGAUCCAUCCAAGGGCUACACGCACGAAGAGGUGCAGCUCUCGAAGAGGAUGAUGAGAUAUUGGGCGAACUUUGCGAAAACGGGGGAUCCGAACAUCGACGAGAGCGGCGAGCUGACGCUGGCUUACUGGCCGUCGCACACCGCUGUCAAUAAAGAGUACCUGACCCUGGACGUCAACAGUACGGAGAUCGGCAACGGUCCCAGGGUGAGGCAGUGCACCUUCUGGAAGAAGUAUCUGCCGCAGCUGCUCGGCGCCACGUCGAAACUGGAGGUCGGCUCUAAGGAGACGUGCGGCAGCACGAGCCUCGCGGACUCCGGUGCGACCCGGCUACUCCUGAUCUUGAGCCUGUUAUUGACCGGCCUCACUACUCUGCCUCACAUCCAGCACGACGUCAGAGGUAUCGUUUAGCUCCCGGCCGCCGCCGCCGCUGGAUCGGUGGUCGGCCGUCGAGCCGCCGUCCUAGCCCCGUCGAGCAGCAGAAGCGUCAGCAUCGGCAUCAGCAGCAGCAGCAGCAGCAGCAGCAGCAGCAGCAGCAUCGGCAUCGGCAUCGGCAUCGGCAUCAGCAGCGGCGGUCCGUUUCUUCCCUGAAGAAGAGGAUGGACGAGCACGAACGGACGAACGAACGAACGAACGAAGGAACGACCGGGAAGACGACGGCACCGCGCGAGAAACAGACAUAUCAAUAGUAGAAGAGUGCUCGAUCGCCGGGGGAUCGACGAUGAAUAAAAGAAAAAAAAACCACACACACAAACACACACACAAACACACACGCCCGCCUAUGAGAGAGAUCUCGCUCGGUCGGAGACCACGGGGGAUGGAGGGGCCCCGGGGGGGUCCAGGGUGGAAUCGGACUCGAGCGAUUCUGCGCGCGUAAGGGAGAGCUGAGCGACGAUCCGGCGAGAGGUAAGAAGAGAGGAACGAGCGGCGACGAGGCCGCGGACGAUCGAAACGGGGGGACGAGGCGACGGCACGAAACUAUCGGCGAAGCUGCGCCGACGGUUUUAAUUGCGCUAAUUACAGUUCCUACGAAGUCACUCACGGGGUCCGAUACCCUUUCCCCGUUAGCGCGGGGCGCGACAGAGCGGCGAGAAUUCGAACGGGUCCGCGUUCGAGAGCUCUCGAGGAAGACACGAGGUAUCUUCGUUCGAGAAAAAAGGGGAAAAAGCAAACGCGAGAGCGAGAGAUUCGGAGAUACGAGCGCGGGAACCUCGGUCCCGGUGAGAAACGAUUCGAUCGGCGUCGAAACCACGUCGAAUCGACAUCGAUACCGUCAAAUUGACGUCGAUCCGUCGUCGCUUCGACACCGGUCGACGAAGUCAUUUCUCGCCGGGGUGGGCUCGACGAUUCGGGAAACGCCGCGACCCGACGAACCCCGGGGAACCUUGAAAAGCGGGAGGAUCCAAGGACGCGCCGGUCCGAGGGU
This is a messenger RNA of Vollenhovia emeryi, 5955 nucleotides long. RefSeq names its product acetylcholinesterase-like. The record is from RefSeq and is a predicted model, not a curated record. The coding region runs from base 2937 to 4940 and encodes 667 amino acids. The transcript has 9 exons. Gene Ontology annotation, molecular function: acetylcholinesterase activity. NCBI's taxonomy places the organism in Eukaryota, Metazoa, Arthropoda, Insecta, Hymenoptera, Formicidae. Gene Ontology annotation, cellular component: plasma membrane. Gene Ontology annotation, biological process: choline metabolic process; acetylcholine catabolic process.